GCUUUGUGGUGGUUUUGGGGUCCCCUCUGGUGGCUUUGGGGAGUUUUGGGGUCCCCUAUGGUGUCAAUGGGGGAGUUUGAGUUCCCCUCUGGUCGCUUUGGAGGGGUUUUGGGGUCCCCUCUGGUGUCAAUGGGAGGUGUUGGGGUCCCCUGUGGUGGCUUUGUGGAGGUUUUGGGGUCCCCUGUGGUGGCUUUGGGGAGGUUUUGGGGUCCCUUAUGGUGUCAAUGGGAGGUGUUGGGGUCCCCUGUGGUGGCUUUGGAGAGUUUGGGGUCCCCUCUGGUGUCAAUGGGAGGUUUUGGGGUCCCCUCUGGUGUCUUUGGGGAGUUUUGGGGUCCCCUAUGGUGUCAAUGGGAGGUGUUGGGGUCCCCUGUGGUGGCUUUGGGGAGGUUUUGGGGUCCCCUAUGGUGUCAAUGGGAGGUUUUGGGUCCCCUGUGGUGGCUUUGGGGAGGUUUUGGGGUCCCCUCUGGUGUCAAUAUGGGUUUUAGGGUCCCCUCUGGUGGCUUUGGAGGGGUUUCGGGGUCCCCUCUGGUGUCAAUGGGGGGUUUUAGGGUCCCCUAUGGAGGUUUUGGGGUCCCCUCUGGUGUCAAUAUGGGUUUUAGGGUCCCCUGUGGUGGCUUUGGGGAGGUUUUGGGGUCCCUUAUGGUGUCAAUGGGAGGUUUUGGGGUCCCCUCUGGUGUCUUUGGGGAGUUUUGGGGUCCCCUAUGGUGUCAAUGGGGGAGUUUGAGUUCCCCUCUGGUGGCUUUGGAGGGGUUUUGGGGUCCCCUCUGGUGUCAAUGGGAGGUUUUGGGGUCCCCUGUGGUGUCUUUGGGGAGGUUUUGGGGUCCCUUAUGGUGUCAAUGGGAGGUUUUGAGGUCCCCUGUGGUGUCUUUGGGGAGUUUUGGGGUCCCCUAUGGUGUCAAUGGGUGGUUUUGGGGUCCCCUCUGGUGUGUUUGGGGGGUUUUAGGGUCCCCUGUGGGGGUUUUGGGGACCCCUAUGGUGUCAAGGGGGGAUUUUGAGUUCCCCUCUGCAAGAGUGCUCGGACCGGCUGAAAGCCGGAACUGGGAGGGACUGGGAGGAACUGGGAGGAACUGGGAGGAACUGGGAGGAACUGGGGCGGCAGUCGGGACCAGGAGAGCCCUGAGGGCACCCGAGAACCCCCCCAGGACACAAAGGGGACCCCGAGAGGACCCCGAGAGGACCCUGAGAACCUCAGGAGAACUUCAAGAACCUCAGGAGAACCCCAAGAGAUACUCAAGGGGACCUCGAGGACCUCAGGAGGACCCCAAGAACCUCAGGAGAACCCCAAAAGACCCUCAAGUGGACUUCGAGGACCUCAGGAGGACCCCGAGAACCUCAGGAGAACCCCAAGAGGUCCUCAAGGGGACCCCGAGAACCUCAGGGGAACCCCAAGAGGUCCUCAAGGGGACCUCAAGGACCCCAGAAGAACCCCAAGAACCUCAGGAGGACCCCAAGAGGUCCAGAAGAACCUCAAGGGAACGUCGAGGACCUCAGGAGAACCUCAAGAGGUCCUCAAAGGGACCUCGAGGACCUCAGGAGAACUCCAAGAGAUCCAAAAGAACCUCAAGGGGACCUCGAGGACCUCAGGAGAACCCCAAGAGAUCCUCCAGGGGACCUCGAGAACUUCAGGAGAACCCCAAAAGAUCCUCAAGGGGACCCCGAGAACCUCAGGAGAACCCCAAGAGAUCCUCAAGGGGACCCCAAGGACCUCAGGAGAACUUCAAGAGGUCCUCAAGGGGACCCCAAGGACCUCAGGAGAACUUCAAGAACCUCAGGAGAACCUCAAGAGAUCCUCAAGGGGACCUCGAGGACCUCAGGAGAACCCCAAGAGGUCCUCAAGGGGACCCCGAGGACCUCAGGAGAACUUCAAGAACCUCGGGAGAACUCCAAGAGAUCCAAAAGAACCUCAAGGGGACCUCGAGAACCUCAGGAGAACCCCAAGAGAUCCUCAAGGGGACCCCAAGAACCUCAGGAGAACCCAGAUCCUCAAGGGGACCCCGAGAACCUGAGGAGAACCCAAGAGAUCCAGAAGAACCUCAAGUGGACCUCGAGACCCUC
Molecule: messenger RNA, 2055 nt
Organism: Cuculus canorus (common cuckoo)
Lineage: Eukaryota; Metazoa; Chordata; Aves; Cuculiformes; Cuculidae
Exons: 5
Source: RefSeq, a predicted model, not a curated record